Molecule: messenger RNA, 591 nt
Organism: Knipowitschia caucasica
Lineage: Eukaryota; Metazoa; Chordata; Actinopteri; Gobiiformes; Gobiidae
Source: the annotation of a GenBank genome assembly
AUGUUACAUUUUGCAGUUUCAAAGCCUGCCCCACAUUGGGAAGGAACAGCUGUUAUCAAUGGGGAAUUCAAAGAGCUGAAGUUGUCAGACUACAAAGGAAAAUAUCUUGUCUUCUUCUUCUACCCACUGGAUUUUACUUUCGUGUGUCCUACAGAGAUCAUUGCAUUCAGUGAUCGCGUGCACGAGUUUCAAGCCAUCAACACAGAGGUGGUUGCCUGUUCGGUGGACUCCCAGUUCACUCAUUUGGCCUGGAUAAACACGCCUCGAAAGCAAGGUGGUCUUGGACAAAUGAAGAUUCCUCUGCUGUCAGAUCUCACUCACCAAAUAUCCAAAGACUACGGAGUCUACCUUGAAGAUCAAGGACACACACUAAGGGGACUUUUCAUCAUUGACGGCAAAGGCAUACUGCGACAAAUAACAAUGAAUGACCUCCCAGUGGGGCGCUCUGUAGAUGAGACUCUUCGCUUAGUCCAGGCCUUCCAGUACACGGAUAAACACGGAGAAGUGUGUCCAGCGGGAUGGAAACCUGGCAGCGACACGAUCAUACCAGACCCUUCAGGGAAGCUAAAAUACUUUGAUAAGACCAACUAA